Molecule: messenger RNA, 569 nt
Organism: Guyanagaster necrorhizus
Lineage: Eukaryota; Fungi; Basidiomycota; Agaricomycetes; Agaricales; Physalacriaceae
Exons: 2
Coding region: 308-517 (69 amino acids)
Source: RefSeq, a predicted model, not a curated record
GAAGGAAAGAGAAAUAUAAGGCGGAACACCAGUGCCGUAAUCCGUAUGGCUGCACCAAAAGACGGACGGGACGUGUAAGACCCUUUUCUUCCCACCGGGCCGACCUUUCUCCGUUCAUUCGUGCUUAAUACAUCUGAUAGAACGAUCGUCAUUGAUGCUGGAAAGACAUUUCAAGCAGCCGCGGUGGAAUGGUUUCCAAAGUAUGGACUACGGAAAAUCGACGCCUUACUCAUCACACAUCCGCAUGCCGAUGGUAAAAUUUAUCGUGAAUGUGGGUUAAGAGAGUGCUCAUAGCGUCAUUUCAGCAAUGAACGGUUUGGACGAUCUACGGGGGUGGACAUUGGGCAAGCGUAUUCAAGAACACAUCGACGUUUAUGUUUCGCAAAACACUUUCACCGAAGUUCAGAGAUGCUUUCCAUACCUUGUGUCCAAGGAAUUUGCAUCUGGAGGUGGAGAUGUAAGUAAUAAGUCAAUAUAUCAUUCUCUUCCUUUCGACUAUUCUUUGCCAGGUCCCUGAAUUCAAAUGGCACAUAAUCGAGGACAAGGUUCCUUUUGAAAUUGAAGAUACC